ACUGAUUUCCUGUCUGAAUUCCUGUUUGGUUUGAAACAAUUCGUGCUCUGAGCAUAUGCCUCUUGAGGCCAACCUAGGUUAAGAGUGAUAUUUCACAACCGGCCGGUGAGAGAAUCAUACAGGAGCUGCAUGAGCGGAGUCGUUCUGCGAAAUAAAAUGAGAUACUGGUUUCGGAUUGCUUUGGAAUUGUUGUUACCUUUUGAAUAGUGAAUUUCGAUUUUUGGUUUUUGUUGACAUGAAUUCUGCAUGGAACAGCUGUGAUUUUCAGAAAUUCGUAACUUUGUUUGUCUAGGCUUCUCUUUGUUAGGGCUGAGUCCGAAAUUGAUGGAAUGUUCAGCUAAUCGCAAUAAGAUAUGGCGACUAUUACUGCAAAUACAUCCUUACAAUUAACACGCUUCACUUCUGUAUACAAGUUCUAUGACGGCCGCCACAUUGGAACCGUCAAUGCACGGAGAGCAUGUUGUCAUGCUACGAGAGGAAGCCCUAACAUUAGAUUGUUAACUUCGAUCAAGGGUGGCAGUCAUACAUCAAGACUAAUGGGGUCAGGGCAGCAUGACCAUCUUGUUGCGCGCUGCAGCGGUGGCGAUUCAUCUGAAGCUACAGAAAUGCCCUCUGAUUCAAGUGAUAUGGAAGCUGACAUUAGCACCAUCAAUUCUUUAGAAAGCGAUGGAAAGGUUACGCAGACUACGGUAGACAGUGCUAUUACGGAGGCUUUAGAAGGUAAGAAAGACGACAAAAGCAGUAUUCAACAAAGUAGCAAUGCUGUUGCAACGGAGAAUGGUGCAAGCAAGGGAGUGGUUUACCCAUCUGGCGACAUGGUAUAUAAGAAGAAAGAAGGCUGGGAGGAAUUUGUUGUGAAGUGCCGCAUGCUUUUUACAUUGCCGUGGCAGAGAGUGAAGAAAGGAAGCGUGUUGACGAUAAAGCUUUCAGGCGAGAUUGCAGAGCAGUACCAAGGCCGGUUCAUGCAAGGGUUAUCCUUGCCACAGAUAUGUGAGAAUCUGAUAAAAGGAGCACAUGACCCACGCAUAGAGGGCGUCGUUCUAUCAAUUGAGCCCUUGGCCUGUGGUUGGGGAAAGCUUGAUGAAAUCCGACGACACAUGGAAUAUUACAAGCAAUCCGGCAAGUUCUUGGUAGGCUAUAUGCCAGUUGGUGGAGAGAAGGAGUACUACUUGGCAAGCGCAUGCUCAGAACUGUAUGCACCCCCGGGGGCAUAUAUUUCAUUAUUGGGUCUGAAAGUUCAAGGCCAAUUCCUUGGUGGGGUCUUGGAGAAGGUAGGUGUGCAACCCCAAGUGCAACGUAUAGGAAAAUACAAAAGUGCUGGAGAUCAACUUUCUCGCAAGGAUAUGUCAGAGGCCAAUCGAGAAAUGUUAACAGCUCUUCUAGAUGACAUCUAUGCAAAUUUUCUGGAAGAAGUGUCACGUGCUAAAGGUAAAACUAAGGAAGAAGUUGAGGCUUUAUUUGAAUCUGGUAUAUACAAAGUUUCUGACCUUAAAAAGGAUCGGUGGAUUACGGAUAUCAAGUACGCCGAUGAGAUUGAGGAGAUGCUGAAGGAGAGAAUUAAGGCAAAAAUGGAUAAACCUCUGCAGACAGUACAACACAGGAAAUAUUGUAGGGUCCAAUCGAAGACACUAGGCUUGGCGGGAGGGAGCAACCGUAUUGCUAUUAUAAGAGCAGCAGGAAACAUAACAAGGACUGCAAGUGGUAGACUGGGAGUCUCUGGCGAAGGCAUAGUCAGCGAUUCUUUCAUAGAGAGAAUUCGAUUUGUUCGAGAGGCUAAGCAGUUCAAAGCAGUCAUUAUUCGUAUUGAUAGUGGAGGUGGUGAUGCCCUUGCUUCCGAUUUGAUGUGGCGGGAAAUCAAACUCCUAGCUGAAAGAAAGCCAGUGAUUGCAUCAAUGGCCGACGUAGCAGCUAGUGGAGGCUACUACAUGGCAAUGGCAGCCGGAGUUGUCCUAGCUGAGCCGCUUACUAUCACUGGAUCAAUUGGAGUAGUAACAGCUAAGUUUAAUUUAGCAACUUUGUAUGAACGAGUUGGUUUCGCAAAAGAAAUUAUUUCCAGGGGCAAGUUUGCUGAGCUCGAUGCAGAUCAACGGCCUUUCAGCCCUGAGGAGGAGAAUUUUUUCAAGGAAUCAGCAAUGAAUGCCUAUACAUCAUUCCGAAAUAAGGCUGCAGAGUCGAGAUCAAUGCCGAUAGAGAAAUUAGAAGAAGUUGCGCAAGGGCGUGUCUGGACUGGCAAAGCUGCCCUAGAUCGUGGCCUGGUUGAUACUCUUGGUGGAAUCUCUAAAGCAGUUGCUAUUGCAAAACAGAAGGCUGGUAUAGCUGAAGAUCAACAGGUUUCACUUGUUGAGCUGUCAAGACGACAAGCAUCGCCACUCUCUUUAUUACUUGGGGGUGCUUCCGCACUGAACUUUUUUCUCCAAUUUUCUCAGACCGAGAUUGGCUCUAAAGUGCUAGAAUCCCUCCUAAAAGGAGCUCCUCUCCCUGGCAAUACUUCGUCUGGAGUGUUGGCACGAAUGGAUGCUAUUAGUGUGGAUGGUGUUGGCACCAAGUCUGCAGAGAAUGCAGGUGACAUGAGGUUUGUGAGCCAGAGCAUUGAAGACAGCUCCCUCUGGAGCUCGUUACUCGAAAUCAUGGCUGAUUUUUUGUAGUGUAACUCACUAUAGCAAGCUCAUCUCCAAGGUGUUCUAGUAAUCUGGAUUAUAAAUUUCUUUUAGAACUCUUAUUCUAGUGUCUUUGAGAAAACAAUCGUUGCACUUGGAAAUAUGAAUGCAACCUGAUGAAUAGAGUAUCAUGGUUCUAAAUUUUGUAGAUUUUUGACACUGUGUGCAACGUUGAGCGCUGCCAUGAAGUUUCUUUUUGUCAGUCAUCCAUAGAAUUUAUUGCGAAUACUUAGUUCUCAAACUCCAAGUCUGUUUGGGAGUUCGAAAUUGUUCUCAAUAUUUACGUCAAGGUGUUGAUGUGUGCUUUCACACAAACAUUUUUCUUGUU
Molecule: messenger RNA, 2985 nt
Organism: Physcomitrium patens
Lineage: Eukaryota; Viridiplantae; Streptophyta; Bryopsida; Funariales; Funariaceae
Source: RefSeq, a predicted model, not a curated record